GCAAUCUGAGCCGGCACUUGAAUUCUCCUCUCCACAGCCGAGAAGCUGACGCCUUAACCUGGCCGCUUCUCUACCAACUGAGAAAACAGUGAACAAAACCUGGAGAGGAGAGGGUUAGGAGAAAAUUGCAGAAGAGGUGGUAGCUCGUCUCCUUCACCUCGUCAAUGGCUCUCUGCCUCUGCUCGAGGGUUCCGCACUGAACACCACACCUGGAGUUAGAGCGGGCAGAAAGGGGAAGAGAUUAUUUUGGUAUGACUUGUUCUCAGCCCACAGCCAUGAGAAGUGGGUGAUGUCCCAUACUAGGUAUGUGCCCACACCACAAACUCCUCCACCAUGAAACUUCCUCCCCUAGGACCAGCUCCUCCCCUGCCAUACAGCAGCCCAGCUCCAUUAACUGCAGUGGAAUCAUUGACCCUUGCGCACCAGCUGAGGACCUAACCACCAGCAUUUCUUUUGGCUUAAUCUCUACAUCUGCAUGAGGUGGAGUUGCAUGAGAGCACUUCCUUCUCUGCUGCACAACGCUGUCUGUGCAGCUCGGGGGCUCGACGCUGCUCUCAGACAGGAUGCAUUGUGCAGCGAUCUAGGCAAAGAGCGAGGGACAGAAGACCAUAUGCACUAAGGGCAAAGGGAGAAACAAACCUGCUUGAGGAAGUCACCAUCCUGCAUGAGACUGCAAGAGAUGAGCUACAUUUGGAGCACCACACGGAGGGACUCACCCUUGCGGACCGGCCUCUUCUUGUAUCUUGCUGCUCUUCUGCUCCAACAAGCAGACCCCAGAGGGGCCCAGGAACGCUGUCAGGGAGCCACACAAGCGGCAAGGAAGAAGGAGGAAAACGUGGUGGCUGACAUGGACAGCUACAUGGAGAAAGGAUGCUCUGCACAGCAUGGGAAGCUGGUAAGGUUAAAACAGUUAGAACAGAAGCUGACGGAAGUCCGUUUCCGAGAGGACAACUUCACUGUCAUAUGCCCCAACAUCCAGACUUUCGUAUUCAAGAUUAACAAGCUGUUCCGAGGGCUGCAUCUCUCCAGUGAGUUACUAAAGCCCAAGCCCAGAACCCAACACUCCAUGCGUUUCCCAGCUACACUGGCGAAGAAAGGCCGGAGUGGAGCUGCAGAAACGAAACUCGUCUGCAUUUAUCUCAAGACCCCUUGCCUGUUCCAGGACAGGAAGAACAGCUCCCUGCUGAACAAUGACAUCUUAGGGGCCACCCUUGAAAACACCGUCGUCACCGGCCUCAGUGAGCCUGUGGAGAUCCGGUUCUGGCAUAACACCACACUGGAUAACUCAAAUGCGACCUGCGUCUUUUGGGUGGAAGGAUCAGAGAGCGGCAGCCUGGGGAACUGGAGCAGCGCUGGCUGUGAGACCAUCCACGAGGACAAAGUGGUGCUGUGCCUGUGUAAACACCUCACCUACUUUGCCGUGCUGCUGAAAAUCUCCUCAGCGCCCAUAGACGAGGCCAUCCUGGUUCCUCUCACCUACAUCUCCAUGGUCGGCUGCAGUGUCUCGGCCGCUGCCUCGCUUCUCACCAUCCUCCACUACCUCGCCUCCAGGAAAAAGAGCAGAGAUUAUACAACCAAAAUCCACAUGAACCUGCUGGGUGCCCUCUUCUUGCUGAAUGCCUCCUUCCUGCUCAGCGAGCCCCUGGCAUUGGUUCACUCCACAUGGCUCUGCAAAGGCACAGCCGCCUUCCUACACUACUCCCUGCUCUGCUGCUUGACCUGGAUGGCCAUUGAGGGCUUCCACCUCUACCUGCUCUUGAUCAAAGUCUACAACGUGUACAUCAGGAGAUACGUCCUCAAGCUGUGUGCUGUUGGCUGGGGACUGCCAGCGUUAGCUGUGGUUAGCAUUCUCAUCUUCAAGCAAGAGUCAUAUGGGCUGCACAUAAUUGAAACCGACACGGGCUACAACAAUGCAACUAUGUGUUGGAUCACAGAUAAGGCCCGGAAUGUUCAUUACAUCCUCAACCUGGGCUACGCUGGUAUCACCAUAUUCUUCAACACGGUCAUCUUAGUCACCGUCGUGAGGAUGCUGAGGAAACUGAGAUCCGACGUGAACAAUCAGAAAGAACAAGUGAAGAAGGAUCUGGUGACAGUGCUGGGACUGACAUGCCUGCUAGGAAUGACCUGGGCACUGGCCUUCCUCAGUUUCGGUGUCUUCUUGAUUCCUCAGCUCAUCCUCUUCACUAUCAUCAACUCCCUCCUGGGGUUCUUCAUCUGCCUCUGGUACUGCACCAUAUGCCGCCAGCUAGACACCAGCUCCCCCACCAGAAGCUCUCAGGUGACAAAAUAACCAAUAACCCAAAGGGGCACAGCUCACCCGCCCUGGAGCAGAUUCACUUGCUGGAACAGGCCUGCCUCAGUUGGCCCAGGCAGGUCUGCGCUUCUGAUGGGGGAUUUAGCAAGGAGAGAGAGACACUCUUCAGUGCCUUCACACACAAGGCAACAAACAGCGCGACAAUGAGCCUUCAAAGCAGCUUAUGCAGAGUUUGUCAAGUAGGCGAACAGGGCCUGGGGCAUAGCACAGACCAGCAUGUUCUGUACACGAGCGAGACUGAGGGGUAACAGGAAAGUCACUCUCACAGCACAGGGAAUUGCUCUUCCCUAGGAGGCUAUAGGCAGACAAUGCUUGGGGCGUUGAUUCCUCCUGCUCUGCACCUUGUGUCUUUAUUUAUGCCUGAGCACAGUGAGUGCAGAGAGGGUGUACAUCGCUACCGAACCAGACCUCCCCACCCACUCACACCAGCGGUACCGUCGUACAAUUACUUCAGAUGCACACCACAAGGGGCAAAGCAAGGAGAAUCAGAGCCUGUGUGCCUGUCCUCCCCAGGAAGCUAUAAACACCCUGGUUUGGUACAUUUCCUUUUCAAAUCAUGUGAUGAUUCCCCCAUCCCUGUCACUUCACAAUGGAGAGAGAUUCUAUACUCAGCUAACUGCCCUGGCACAGGCCCCUACCAUUAAAUGAGAGGAACUGUUAGCAGUACGGGGCUAAUGACAUACAUCGGAGCAGUUCUGAUUCCCUUCAGUAGAGGGCAGUGGUGUAAGCAGGUUCGUGCACACACCGACUUGCUCACCCCAACACCAAUUCAUUAUGAACAAAUCAGAUCCACCCAAACACCCUGACUUUCGAGGAGACUGAAACCCAAAUCCUAACCCCGCUGCUCAAGCCCAUCUCGGAUUUAAAGAAGACAGGUGAACAAUCGAGGAAAGAGAUGGAAGGAAACUGCAGAAAGGAAAGAACUAGAAAUUGGAGAGGAGGAAUUACAGAGCAGGGCAAUAAAGAAACAGACAUGGUGAAACAGGGAGCACAGGGAAAGGAAAUAACAGCAAAGGGGCUGUGAAUUCCUGGAUGCUGGAGACUAUAUGCGGGACACCAGCCGCCACUGACUGGUCAGCAAAGAGAUCUUAACGCAACGGUAGAUGCUGCAGCUGAGUUCUCUCUCACAGAAAAGUCCACAACCCAGAUGGACUAAACCUGGAACCAAUGUGCUUUUGCUUCUUAAUGACCAUGUGGGGAGUUCAUUGCUCUUUUGUACCUAACCAGAGGCUUCCAUAAAACGGCUUUACAAUGGCACAUCCACCCCACGCCCACCUUCCCUGGCCAAAGCCCAUUCCCAGUGUUGGACCUCGUUGCAUUCAACAGACUGAAGCCAGCCUGCUGGAGUAAUAAAAACAAACAAUUACUCCAGUUUCAGAGUAGCAGCCGUGUUAGUGAGCUGUAGCUCACGAAAGCUUAUGCUCAAAUAAAUUGGUUAGUCUCUAAGGUG
Molecule: messenger RNA, 3764 nt
Organism: Chelonia mydas (Green sea turtle)
Lineage: Eukaryota; Metazoa; Chordata; Testudines; Cheloniidae
Gene: ADGRG5
Product: adhesion G protein-coupled receptor G5
Exons: 13
Coding region: 665-2290 (541 amino acids)
Biological process (GO): adenylate cyclase-activating G protein-coupled receptor signaling pathway; cell surface receptor signaling pathway
Cellular component (GO): membrane
Molecular function (GO): G protein-coupled receptor activity
Source: RefSeq, a predicted model, not a curated record